CAUUGAUCGACCAAUCACAGCUAGCGAUUGUUUUAAUGUCGAUUAUCACAUUAGCUAAGUGUGAAAAUCAACGCCAAGAACACAGCAGGGUGUGGAUAGACCUCGUGUCCUACUCUUACUAAAAUGUUUGAAGUAAUCUGUAUAUGGGACUCGACACCGAAAUUUCCCACGGAGCAGACUGCAUGGUGCAGAAAAUUAUGUGUACACCCAAGUUGGUGAUGUACCCUAACAAGAAAUGAAUGGCGAUUAAGAUGUCUCUUAUGGGAACUUACCCAGUAUUGAGCAGUUGAAGCUGUCAAGAGUUAUACCAGAUUGACAAGUGUUCGUCGUGAAGAGCAUGCUUAAUUGCUGUGUUCGUGUAAACGGAAAGGGCCAUUAAAGGUUAAUAUAAAGGACGCGGGUUUAAGAUAGAUUAGUUUCUUGACUGACGUAAGAUGAUUGUCACUCAGCCUAACCUCAAUCAAUUUUCUUACUAUAUAUAAAGAGCCCUUUCAAAAGUCCUUUCAUUUGGAUAUAAUUUGGACACAGCAUACCGAUAUGUGGAGGCUUCAGACAAUACUUGUUGGAUUUGCGCUCAUUUGUGGAUAUACAAAUGGUCAGGCAUUAGGCCAAAUCCGGGGAACACUAUUGGGAAAAACAGCAGGCAGUGGCACUGUAUCAAGACAACUUAUUGGCAAAUUAUGGGAUCCAUCUGCAGCCGUACAAUCAACAGGAACUGUGACUACUACCUCAACCAAACAAGCUGGAACAACCCAAUUAUUGGAUAAAAAUGCCGUCUCUGUAUUGUUGCAUGCUUUAGGGUAUGGUAGAAAUGGUACUACAACAGGCGUACUAAGCUCACCACUACCAAAUUCCAACAACAGAGCUAAAAUUGAAACUAGACUUCGAAACUUUUUAAUGGGCAACGCGAUUCCAGAAAGUAGACCAAAUAUAACGUUAGCAGCUACAUCAAACCCGAUACGAAAAGAUUUAAAAUUUUUCCAGGCACCAAAAGAUACCAAUGGAAUAUUAGCUCACAUUUCACCGUCAAAUCCCAUGUCCCUACCUCCAGGUGCUGUUGGGUCGAAUACUAGAAAUACAAAUACGUUUAAUCCUAUGCUCGGAUCACAAAGUGCUAUUGGACAGAAUACUGGAAAUACAAACACGGUUAAUCCUAUGCCCGGAUCAGCGGGAUUACUACUUGGUCUCGAUUCAGGGAUGCCGCAAUUUAGCACAAUGAUGUAUGAUAUGAAAGCUAGUAGAAUGCUCAGUAUUAUGAGCCUGUAUGAACAGGAGGGUUGCAUUAAUCCCGUCACUAUCCUCCCACUAAAGUCCAGAUUGUUCGCUAAGAAUGCUUUAGCUAACGGCUGCCGAGAUGUCAACGCCGACCUGUUGUGUUCUAUGACACAGGUGAGCCUACCAGGUAAUACCCCGGCAACAGUCAGCAUGCAGAUGAUGACCUACAACUUGAUGGCACCUCAGACGCGUCAGCAAAUGGCAACGAUGAUGAACAGCAUGUCGCCUAAUAAUGGCAUGUUGCUAUUGCCGAGGGGAGAAGCAGGCGUCAGUCCAGAAAUGACAGACCAUCUAGCAAUGACUAGACGGAAUAUAUUCCCCCUGAGAUGUCAAGAAAUAACCAUGCCUUUAACAAUGUUUAAACUUGGAACAUGUUGUCCAGGACCUGUUGUAAUACCCGAAGCAGUUAUCAUGAGUUCAAUGUUGACAACGGGUGGUGCUUAAUCAUUUGCAGAUUAGUAAUUUAUGUGCCAACAUUUUGUAGUAUCAUAUUCAUAUGUAUAUUAUUGUUCGCAAGGAUCCUCUUGAAGUUCUACAGAGAAAUUGUUUAAAGUAUAAUGUAAAUAUGAAAAUAGAUAUUAUUUAUUUUUUUAUGGCAUUUUACUAUAAUCAUCAAAUUCGCGACAAAUACAUUAAUAUAGAUUUAAUUCCGAGAUUUACCUUGCUCUAAUUGUUUACCGACAGACGUUAUUCAGGUUUCUAGAAAUACCUUCAUUUAUAUUUAUUUUAAAUAUAUCUGUUAGUUGAUUAAUUACAUAUUCUAGACGUAAAUAAGUUAUGGUCGUAGUCGUUAAAGUAUUAUUUACUAUCAUUAUGACUACAAAUAUACAAUGCAAAAUAUUUCUGGUCGUACUCGGACUUCAAGGUAAACGGCAUUAUAUUUAUCGUGUAAAAAUUUAAAUAAAUUCAGCAAUUAUAAGAAGUCAGUAUUAUGAUUAUCAUAGUCUAGAAGACAUUCCAUGUCAAGUUGACCAUGUAAUCGGGGGACCCCCUCAGAAUAUUAUGAAUUUUUUUUUAGAUUAUGUAACUGAGCUUUUAAUUUUUGGGGCUGGCCUGAGGGGACUUUGUCUCACGGGGGCGCUUACUUGGUCUAUGAAAUGCCAUUUCCUGUACUUUGCAGAAUUCUGAUGGUCAGAAAAUACUUACAACAUGAGUAAAAUACGUUUUAAUUUCUACUGGGAUUGAAUAUGCAACAAGUAAAAUUUCUUAUGUUCAAUAAUCGCCUAAACAUUUCAUAAUUUAAAGCUUUUUUUUUACGUAUAUCUGAAACAAACUAUGCUUCUACUAAUAUUUUUCGUAUGACAAUCAAGAAUAUAUUUUGAAUUAUCAAAAUCUUCGUAACGAGCUCACUCAAUUUCUUAGACCAGCAUACUCAUAACAGGAAUUUUUUUCUUUCAAACAUGACAAGUUGACUAGGUUAUUUCAUACUUAUAUACCGUUGCAAUUUAGGAGCACGGAUUCACACAAACAAGUCGCACUCUAACCCGAUUCCGAACUUUUCGUUUUUCUCAUAAAUUAGUACAGGUACAUUAAAGUCAUAUUCCUUCCUUCAAAUGUUUAUAAUGUUCAUAUCAAAAUAUCAUAAUACGCCAAUAUCGCAAAUUCAACUUCAAAAUUGGCAAAAUGUAUAAUGUACAAUGGACCUGUGGCCUCUUUACAAAUAAAGAACUAUUC
This is a messenger RNA of Patella vulgata (common limpet), 2949 nucleotides long. RefSeq lists its product as uncharacterized. The record is from RefSeq and is a predicted model, not a curated record. NCBI's taxonomy places the organism in Eukaryota, Metazoa, Mollusca, Gastropoda, Patellidae. The transcript is spliced from 9 exons. Bases 538 to 1719 code for a protein of 393 amino acids.